This is a messenger RNA of Xylaria bambusicola, 489 nucleotides long. Its product is annotated as Mss4-like protein. Gene Ontology annotation, molecular function: carbon-sulfur lyase activity. The record is from RefSeq and is a predicted model, not a curated record. NCBI's taxonomy places the organism in Eukaryota, Fungi, Ascomycota, Sordariomycetes, Xylariales, Xylariaceae. The transcript is spliced from 2 exons. The coding region runs from base 1 to 489 and encodes 162 amino acids.
AUGAAAUCACCGCAAGGCAACCCAAACGAUCACCCUAUUACAGAAUUCGAAAAGGAGCUCAGGGGUAGCUGCCUAUGCGGUUCCAUCUGCGUCACCAUCCGCGACGCAGACCUUUUCACUCACCCUCGGGGCCAUCUCUGCCACUGCUCCAAUUGCAGGAAGGUAGCCGGGAGCUUUGUAGCAGCGAACCUGGUCAUCGAGACAGAGAAGGUCGACAUCCAAGACUCUUCGGGUACGCUGAAAACGUACAAUGACUAUGAUACACUGUCGGGAAACCCUGUUUACCGUUCGUUUUGCAGUGUAGAUGGAAAUCCGAUCAAGUCCGAAUCGCCUCUGUAUCAAGGUAAAGUGAUUCUGAAGAUGGGAAUCUUUCCGCGCAUUCCAGAGCCAGGGGCGGAGGGCUUUGCGCUGCACAGGCACGCCUGGGAACCCGAAUUUGAGGGAACAGUCAAGUAUAAGCUUGCGCGAGGCGGGGAAAAACUGGAGUAA